This is a messenger RNA of Girardinichthys multiradiatus, 3850 nucleotides long. It is a transcript of the gene angel2, whose product is annotated as angel homolog 2 (Drosophila). Gene Ontology annotation, molecular function: mRNA 3'-UTR binding; 3'-5'-RNA exonuclease activity. The record is from RefSeq and is a predicted model, not a curated record. Gene Ontology annotation, biological process: 3'-UTR-mediated mRNA stabilization. The transcript is spliced from 10 exons. Lineage: Eukaryota; Metazoa; Chordata; Actinopteri; Cyprinodontiformes; Goodeidae. Bases 470 to 2575 code for a protein of 701 amino acids.
CAUCUUUACCAGGGGUGGCAGUAGGUGGUGGGCGCUGUUUUUCACCCAAAGAACUCCGUGUUUUUGUACUUCCAGCAGGAGCUCUUUAACGGGAGUAGGAGAUUAUAGCGAGAAAUUGCUUUCCUGCAAACUGAAGCACAAUAAUCUGAGUUGAGGCGGAGUGGUUUCAGAGAGGGAAACACAGAGGGACAGAGUACAGUAUGUACAGACUCCAUUCUGCUCCCGGUCCACCGGUCCGUUUCACCCGCUCAUCGAAUCAUUAACCCGAACCUGGCGGCCUCACUUUGGGUUUUUAAGACCAAAAACCGAAUAACAUGUCACAGAGUAAAAGCUGACAUUUUAUCUUUUCGAGCCGAACUGCAUCCCUGUUUUCCAGAGGAGAGAGUCGCCUUUACCCAGAAGAAUCUUGCUGGUCACUGAUAUAACUUGUUGGCCACCAGCUGAGGAUGCCAAUAAUCAAAGCCCUCCCAUGUUCCUUCGCCGGCUGAGCUCCUUCAGUUCCCCCUUUCAUCCCAGAGGGCAUCCUGCUCUUUGUCGGGCCUCCUCCAAACACCAACCAUUCACCCCUGCUUCUCAUCCAUGGUCGUCAGGCCACAGAUUUCCACCCUGGCCCCCUCGACUCCCCCCACCUCGCCCACUGGUUCGUCCAAUCUUCACUGGUAACACAUUCAACUCUUUUAACACCCAGCCUGGUAGCUUUAAUGCUGGUGGUCCGCAGUCACUACACACCUUCGUGGGUCUCAUGAUGGAGCGUCCUGACAGAGAGCCUCCAAACAAACGGUGGAAAAGUGGAGAGGAGAGGACGAGUGUUCAGGAAAAGGUUUCACACAGGGGUGGAGGAUCAAGGGAAACAAGGAGCCAAGCCAAGGAGAGAGAGUCUAAGCAGAAGCACUAUCAAUCAGAUUUCAGAAGGGACGGCAGCCUUCCAACGAACCAGAACUCCAGAAUCAGGAAUAAACCAACAACCGGAGCAGAAAAAGUAUGUAGAAGGGACAACAGCAUAGAUAAGGCUGUAGAAAGGACUAAAGGUGAGAGAAAAGGUGGUAGAGACAGAACUCCAAAUCAAUGUUCGCAGCCUGCUGGAUCCAGGACUCAACUCCCCAAAUCCACAUCUGAGCCGGACCCAGCUCCGGUGCAUAAACCUAAUCCCUGGUUCAAAGGCAAGGCUGCUGAGGAGCUGAGUAGCCUUCAAAGGAACAGAUCUCGGUCAGAAGAACCUCAGAUGGCUGGAGGUUCUGAAGCAGAGAGAUGGACAAGGCUUCAAUCCCAGCCUUCCAAUGCAACUCAAGAUCCAAACCAGCGGCAGGGGGAGCAACCAGAAACACAACCGCCAUCAGCUGGGGCCUCGCAGCCUGUCAAAUGUCUUCAGAGACACUGGGAGACUUGCAGUACUGAACCCCAGCCACCAGGGGACAGCACAGUCUUUGACUUCUCAGUGAUGUCCUACAACAUCUUGUCUCAGGAGCUGCUGCAGGACAACGCCUACCUGUACCGGCACUGUGACCCCGGCGUGCUGCCCUGGCAGUACCGGCUGCCCAACCUGCUGGCUGAGAUCCAGCAGCACGACCCUGACAUUCUGUGUCUUCAGGAGGUCCAGGAGGACCACUAUGAGAACCAGAUCAAGCCAGCUCUACAGGCUUUAGGUUACCAGUGUGAAUAUAAAAAGCGGACAGGAACGAAACCAGACGGCUGUGCCUUGACCUUUAAGCCUUCCCGCUUCUCCCUCCUCUCCUCCACCCCGGUGGAGUUCUACCGGCACGGUGACGCCCUCCUGGACCGGGACAACGUAGGAAUGGUCGUACUGCUGCAACCCAACAAUGGUGUCAUCCAGUCCGAUCCAUCCUCCUUCGUCUGUGUGGCCAACACUCACCUGCUUUACAACCCUCGCCGAGGUGAUAUCAAACUGGCUCAGCUGGCAAUCUUAUUGGCUGAGAUCGGCCGGCUGUCCCGCCUCCCUGACGGGUCCAACAACCCAGUGGUCCUCUGUGGGGAUUUUAACUCUGCACCGUGGAGUCCGCUGUACAGGUUCCUGACCACAGGCUGUCUGGAAUACCAAGGGAUGCAGAUCGGGAUGGUGUCGGGUCAGGAAACGAGUCCAAAAGGUCACCGUACCCUAACUUCUCCAAUCUGGUCCCACAGUCUGGGAAUCAGUCACCGGUGCCAGUAUGAGAGCAAACGCACAGAUGAGCCUUUUCCCAGCAGCCCCACAGCUGUUGAAGGAGAAAUGUCUCAUCUGACUGUAGAAGAUCUGGCCACCAAAGCCUCUGCUGCAUCCAACAGCUCAAGGAUCGAGCACAGCUUGAAGCUGCAGUCGUCUUAUCGGCACCGCCUGAUGCCCGACGGUCGACCCGAGAUCACCACGUGUCAUUCACGCACAGCCCUGACGGUGGAUUACAUCCUCUACAGCUCGGAUAUAAAUGCAUCCCCUUCACUUCCUGGUGGGCGGGGCCUCCAGCUGCUUGGCAGGCUGUCAUUGGUCGGACAGUCAGAGCUGAAGGAAGUCAACGGCCUGCCCAAUCAGCACCACUCGUCUGACCAUCUUCCGCUCCUUGCCAGCUUCCGCCUUCGGUGGUGAAGCUUCCGGACCCAGCCCGUCACGUCGGUUCUGGUGCUAACAGAACAAUGGAGAGGUGAAACCACUGAGCUUCAUCCCAUAGAUGGUGCAGUUAUUGUAUAUCAGAUGGAAACUUUUAUCUAAACGAUUAAAGAAAGUUCUGAAACGUGUUUCUGUUUGACAGUUAAUUUAAUCUGAGGGAUGAAAAACUGGCAGCUGGAAAUAAAGGACAAGCUGAAUUAAGAUGUACUUUUUGAUUCAACUGUAACUGUGACUAAGUGUAUAAAAAUGAAAAAAAGUAUUUUAUUUUAAAAGAAAAAAAUCCAGUAUGUUUAAUAAAGAAAGAGUAAAUUCUGGAGAAAUCAAGAGAUUCUAAAUCUGAAUUUAAUAUGCAGCAAUAAACCAACAUCAGCCACAAAAACAAUAAAUUUCACCAUUUUUUUUUUUUCCUCAGUGUUGGUCGUUGGUAACUUAUGUUUUAACAGCUUCUGUUAGGAUGUUUAGAUUUCUGAAAAUUGUUAUAAAAUGUCUUAUUUAGCAUCAUAUUUACUGUACUUCUUUUUUUUUUUUUUAAUCAAGAGUAUUUUAAUAUUUUAAUUCUGGGUCUCCUGUCGCUGUACAUUUCUGAUUAUAACUAAAGAAGGGAAAGAUUUACAGAUCUGAAACUGGUUCCAUCAGAACGUACUGGUUCUUCUGAACAGAACCAUAUGUGUUUCACCCUGAUAGGACCUAAACACGUCAAGGUAUAAACGCUUAAACUUCUUCUUUUUUUACUGUACUUCUAACAUUUAAUAUUUCCACGAGUCAGAAUGGAGAUGAUAUGGUUUUACUCAUUCAUUUCUAUUUUUUCCACUGUUGAUCCAUAGAAGGGUGCGUUUUAAAUAUAUUUUAUAGUAGACCGUUAACACAUUUACUGUUGAUUUAUUAACAGAGAUUAUGCAGGGAAAUUACUCGAAAGUUUGUCUUUUAAAAAGCGGUUUGAACAGCUUUGUUGUUGUCUUUUCUUUUAUACGUUAAUGUGCCACAACAGAGAAAAUGCUAAAGGAUCAGCUUGUUCAUUAUUUCUUUUCUUUUAAUCAUUUUUAUACUGGGAAAAAGCGCAGUCUAUGCAUCUCUGCAUUGAAAGAAUCUUGGAUGACGUACUUUUCAUUUUACCUAGACGAGUUAAAGCUGAUCUUCAUCAGUGAGGGAAUUUAAACUGGUACGCCACAAACCGUGUUUAUUUUUCUACUGCUUUGUUUGCCAGUUUGGGGAAGUUUACAGUUUGUAAAUAAUAAAUUUGUAUUUUUAAAUCUG